Paraglomus occultum is the source of this 288-nucleotide messenger RNA. The record is from the annotation of a GenBank genome assembly. Lineage: Eukaryota; Fungi; Glomeromycota; Glomeromycetes; Paraglomerales; Paraglomeraceae.
GUUAAAAGUGAAGUAGCAAAACACGAGAAAAAACUCCAGGAAAAAGCCAAGUUGAUCGAAGAGAACACAAAGCGCCCUCCCAAGAAGAUAGGAAAAUAUCGAGUUCCUAAACUUCCAAUAGAUGUGCAAUUAUCAGAGGACUUGUCGGAGUCUCUAAGAACUCUAAAACCAGAAGGCAAUCUAUUCGUAGACAGAAUGACUAGUUUACAACAGAGGAGCAUUAUCGAACCGAGAGUUCCUACCAAGGCCCGGCGCAAAAGACGACGCAAAGCAACCCAUGAUGAUUGA